Messenger RNA from Monopterus albus (swamp eel), 3001 nucleotides. It is a transcript of the gene pdlim5b, whose product is annotated as PDZ and LIM domain 5b. Gene Ontology annotation, molecular function: muscle alpha-actinin binding; actin binding. The record is from RefSeq and is a predicted model, not a curated record. Gene Ontology annotation, biological process: actin cytoskeleton organization; heart development; muscle structure development. Lineage: Eukaryota; Metazoa; Chordata; Actinopteri; Synbranchiformes; Synbranchidae. Bases 266 to 2107 code for a protein of 613 amino acids. Gene Ontology annotation, cellular component: stress fiber; Z disc; filamentous actin. The transcript is spliced from 13 exons.
ACAAGCUUUUUAAUUCUUACCUCAGGAGGGCCAAGUGAACUACUCAGGAAGCUUCUUGCUGUGUUGCAAGCCCGUGCGCGCUGCCGCGCUUCCUCCAGGCACUAACCCACACACACCACCGUGAGCCCUCCUACAAUGGGUUUGGCUUAUAUGCGGAAGUUUCAGUUCCGUUCAGCCCAGUUGACUUGAAAACUGAGGACCGACCGACAGCAGUCACGCUUCUCCAUCGGAACACCGGCCCCGGCUUCACAACGCAAGGUGAAUCAUGAGCAGCAGCAGCUACAGCGUCUCCUUGGCUGGUCCUUCCCCCUGGGGCUUCAGACUGCAAGGAGGGAAGGACUUCUGUUUGCCCCUCACCAUCUCACGGCUGACUGAAGGAAGCAAGGCAGCCAAUGCCAAGAUGAGUGUUGGAGACAUCAUUCUCUCCAUUAACGGCAUUUCCACAGAGAGCAUGAAUCACCUCGAGGCCCAGAACAAGAUUAAGGCCUGCACAGGCAACCUCAGCCUCACCCUGCAGAGACCCUCCACCGCCCCACCUAAAGAUGAAGCACCCAAGGAUGACCCUCGAGAAAUCAUUAAGCCUGUUCCGAUCACUCACCCCGCCCCAAGCACCACAUACACCAAGCUAUCAAGUCAGCCCAGUCCUGCAUACAAGACAGCUCGGCCUUUUGGGGGGGACAGCAGUGCAUUUACAUCUUCUCUCUCCCCGGCUGCCCCAAAAGUGGCCUCCAUUCCUUCUGAAUCCUCCGCUUUCAUGCCAGCUGCUCCAUCUCAACCACCGCAGCCUCCGUUUCCACUGAAGUCAAGCCUCGCAGCUCCAGCUCCAGCUAACUCAGUUCCCAAGCCUAGCCCUGUCUGCUCCACCUUCACCUCCCCGUCUCCCUCUUCCUCUUCAUCUAAGUCCUCCUCUCCAGCCAAAGUGACAUCCCCGUCCUCCCAUCCUAAUGUCCCACAAUCCUCUGCCUAUAACACACCUAUCAACCUCUACUCCAAUGUUAAUGCUUUUGAGGUGGCUAAGGGACAAAGGCGAGGUGUUUUGGAGAGCCAGGGGCUGUCAGAGCACUUGAAUAGGAAACCUAGUGCGGAGCCUGAGAAUCAUGCAUCCCCACUGAGCGAUGCCAGCAAGAGGCGCCUGAUUGAGGACACAGAGGACUGGCACCCGCGAACUGGCACCACCCAGUCCCGUUCCUUCCGUAUCCUGGCUCAGCUCACUGGCACUGAAAAUGAGCAAGUUCCAGAGAAUAUUGGAAAAAAUGAGACAGUUGACAAAACCCCUCCCACUGUGCACACCUCACCUGCAGCAAAAACAUGUUCCAAGUCUGCAGCAGUGCCCAGAAAUGGCAAUGUUGUUCCUGCUUCCACAUUCAAGAGUCCUACAGCCCAGAGCAAGUCCUCAAACCAGCCUGGAGGUCCAUCAGGUUUUUCUAAGGGUGCAGUAGCUCCUUCGUUUGGCAGAAUCACCGGUCCUGCUGCCAAAAAUCCAGACCGCCCCACCCCACAGCCCCAUCCACAGGACCUCCAAUCUCUGGUGCAGAGAGCUGAGCACAUCCCAGCUGGUAUGCGCACACCAGUAUGUGGCAAGUGCAACAAUGUUAUCAGGGGCCCAUUCCUUGUGGCCAUGGGCAUGUCUUGGCACCCUGAAGAAUUCAACUGUGGUCACUGCCACUCCUCCUUGGUAGACGGUGGAUUUGUGGAGGAGAAAGGCCAGGUGUACUGCGAACGUUGCUAUGAGCAGUUCUUUGCUCCCACCUGUGCCCACUGCCACCAGAAGAUUCUGGGGGAGGUCAUGAAUGCCCUGAAACAGACCUGGCAUGUGUCCUGUUUUGUCUGUACUGCCUGCCAUCGGCCAAUCAGAGGCAACAUGUUUCACAUGGAGGAUGGACAGCCAUACUGUGAAAAGGACUACAACAACCUGUUUGGGGCUAACUGCCACGGCUGUGACUUCCCCAUCGAGGCAGGAGACAAAUUCUUGGAGGCUCUAGGAUUCACUUGGCAUGACACCUGCUUUGUGUGUGCGGUCUGCUCUACUAGUCUGGAAGGUCAGCCGUUCUUUUCCAAAAAGGACAUGCCGUUGUGUAAGAAACAUGCCCACACAGUCAACAUCUGACUUUCCCUCAUGGGUACGAACAGCAUAGGACAGCUGUGCUAGUUUACAGCAAUUUGUAUUUCAGUCAGAUGUUAAAUAUUCUCAAAAUUAAAACUGAGCAGAUUUAUUUGUUUGUGUGUUCUGUUAAUUAACGUUGGGUCGGGGCGCCCCAUAGCUGAGUGGUUACGGCGCAGCGCACCAUAUACCACACUGGGUUUCACGAUGUCGGUGUUUUGACUCCUCUGACAGCUCUGUCACAGGUCUCUCUAUCUCCCCUUUUGUCUAUCUGCCUCUCUGCGAUUCACUAAUUAAUAAAAACAUCAAAAGCCUGAAAAUAAAUCUUAAAAAAAAUAAAUAAAUAACAUUGGGUCAGAGGUUCCACUGUAAACUUUAUUUUUGUGCUAGUAAUGUUUUAAUUUGCCAUUCUUGUUGGUUAUUUCAUUUUAGUUUUUUUUUUUCUGACAAAAAUGCAGGAGUACAUUUCAAUACUCAAUCCAUAUGCAAGUGUAUUAAUAUUAUUGCUGGGCCUUUUAUUUGUGCUAGUAGUACUGUAUGUUGAACUCUUGAUGAUGGUUUACUGCAAUGACCUACUGAGAUGGGAAAGAAAAUAUUGAUGUGGAAAGUGAUGCAACACAUUAGCAAAGCCAAUGCAAGGAUUAGAAAUUAAGAUUAUUUAACUUAAAGGGGACAAAUAUGUAAGGCAGGGAUCACUCGGACAACGUGUUCAGGCAACAAGACCUGCAGUACAUGAGCAGUAUAUGAGCACAUGGCCUUAAGAAUAAAAAUGGGGAAGUGUAUUCUUAGUAUUAUUAUUUUAAAGUAAUAUGUUAUUGAAUCAAAGCCCGGGCCGACCCGGGGCCUUUUUUUGUGGAGUUUGCAUGUUCUCCCUGUUCCUGCGUGGGUUCUCUCUGGAUG